AUGAAUGGUGGUGGGUCUUCAUCAAAAGCACAAUUGAACAAAAAAACAUUCAUUCAGUCCAAACUCUGUUUUCCUGAGACUACACAGUCUACUACAAAUAAAGAAAAAGGAAAAUAUGUAAGCUGUUCAGUUGUAUCUGAAAAAAGAAAAGAUUCAAACUCAGAUAUUACUCACGAAAUA
Funneliformis caledonium is the source of this 180-nucleotide messenger RNA. The record is from the annotation of a GenBank genome assembly. NCBI's taxonomy places the organism in Eukaryota, Fungi, Glomeromycota, Glomeromycetes, Glomerales, Glomeraceae.